Molecule: messenger RNA, 900 nt
Organism: Plasmopara halstedii
Lineage: Eukaryota; Oomycota; Peronosporomycetes; Peronosporales; Peronosporaceae
Exons: 1
Coding region: 1-900 (299 amino acids)
Source: RefSeq, a predicted model, not a curated record
AUGAAGGUAAAUGUGUAUGUUGCCGCAGGAAAUGAUGCUCCGUGUCGGAUCUGCUGGUACAUGAACACAUCCGAUGCUCAAGUAGAGAAGGCAAUACGCAUACAGCUACGUUUGCCACGUGAUACCGAAUUUUUACUCGAAGAUGCUGAUGGUGAUGUGGUGCCCGUGUCAUCGACGUUGCCAAAUGGUCAACACUUUGCAAUAGUGAUGCAAGAAGAUAGCCAAGUUCCGAUCAUCGAAAAGAUGGAUCUAUCGGCCAAUGUCAUUGAGGAAACAAAUGUAAUCCUUCCGUACAAGAGAAAAAGACUAGAUGAAUCCGAAACUGCUGCAAUUCCUGCGCCUACCUCGCCGCUUAAUGUUACUGAUCUCUCCACUGUCUUAACGACUCUAAGUACUUUCAGUCCACCACGCUCAAUUGCGACAAUCAUUGCGCAAUUUGUCGAUACAUUCACGCGGCCUAUUGCGAAUGACGACAACAUCGGCUUCAUUCCGAAUACAGGUCGCUUCGCACUCUAUGAUUUAUACUGCGAGGUAGUACAAGAUAAGAAAUAUCAUCCAAAACGCGAAGAUGUGUUUUAUAAGAUGACGUCUAUGCAUGGCAAAGUAGAUCGACAACGCGUGAAUCGGUACUAUCAAUGUCCUUCAGAGAAUGGGGAAGGAACAGAAAUUGUGCAGUGUAAACCACAAGGGAAAGGAGUAUUAUUGCGGAGAUAUCGCAAGUUAGGGAAAUUAGAAGAGCUGGAGAAUGUGGUGAAGAUUGCACCAUUUAUUUCAUGGUUGAAACUGGACCCAAAUGAAGUAGUAACGCGAUAUUCUCAUUUUGUGAAAGGCUUUGAACCAGUUUCCAAAAGUAACUACCGUACAACAACACCUGAAAGAGACGAAGCGAUUUUUAUUUGA